AUGCAACUCAACAAGGGACUAAAGAAAGGAGAAAUGACGUACUUAGCAAUGUUGAAAGAAGAAACCAUCCCUCCCAACGAAGAAAUUCCAAAGAAAGUGAAAGAAGUACUGGAAGAAUUUAAGGACGUGAUGUCACCAGAGUUGCCAAAGAAGUUACCACCGAGAAGGGAACUGGAUCACGAGAUAAAACUCGAGCUCGAAGCUAAGCCACCAGCAAAUGAAUGGACUGAGAAGUGUCAAAUGACAUUUGAUGAUCUAAAGAAAGUUGUCAUGAAGGAACCAAUCUUGAAACUACCAGACUAUGCGAAACCAUUCCACGUACAAACAGAUGCGUCAGACUUCGAGAUUGGGGGAGUGUUAUUACAAGAUGACCAUCCAGUAGCCUACGAAAGCUGGAAACUUAAUGACAUAGGACGGAGAUAA
This is a messenger RNA of Lactuca virosa, 423 nucleotides long. The record is from the annotation of a GenBank genome assembly. Lineage: Eukaryota; Viridiplantae; Streptophyta; Magnoliopsida; Asterales; Asteraceae.